This is a messenger RNA of Porites lobata, 4732 nucleotides long. Lineage: Eukaryota; Metazoa; Cnidaria; Anthozoa; Scleractinia; Poritidae. The record is from the annotation of a GenBank genome assembly.
GCCUUCGAGUGAAAAGUGUCGACCUUUGGGGGCGCCAUUUAAAAAGCGCGGCAAAUGAGAUCAUAUCGUGAUCAAGCGUGACACUUCCGAGAUGAAACCGGAAACGAUCUAAACAAAUAAAAAACAUAUUAACGCAUUUACAGUCGCUAAAAAUGCGUCAGACGCCCGAAAGGAUAAACCUUUGAGCGUUUUUACAAGUCCAUUUGCGCUUCAAAGCUUUUGUUGUUGCAGAUAGCAUGUUUAGUGCUUUUGGCGUGUGACAAGCGUUACCCUUUAGCAGCAUCAUAUUACAGUUGUGUAGCACGCGAUAUAAACAAAUAAUAAACACCGCCAACACGUUGGAGCAGAUUGUUCGUGAAACUGGCAAGGGAGGGUGAAUCAAGACUUCAAAAAUUUACGCACAUUUAAAAAGGCCACCCCAUUCACAGAGCGCAAGUCGAGAACUACGAGACAAAAAUGUCACUUUGGAGAAAGAUCCUGUUGGUUUAUAUGCUCGCCCACCAAAUACCGAACACGUUGAACGGGGCAAGUGGGGGUAGGUAUUAACUUAUUUCUAACACUAACACUAUUCUAUUAAUAAUCAAUCUUUAAUCUAUCGACGCGCGCGACGACAAAAAGGUAUCGAGACUCAAAUCGUGCCCUUUAGUUCGAAAGUCCUAUUAGCAGUGAAAUUUAAAGCAAAUUAAUUAACCAACGUUUGGAGAGUGUCGGAGAGUUAAUCGUGGGAAUAUUAAACAAGAAAAAAAAGCAGAAUAAAAACUUUAUGAUUGACUGCACGUUUGAGUAUAUCUGAGACGGCUUCGACCGUAUCCUGACCCUCCUGAAGAUAAAAAUAUAUUGUUUUGAGUGUCUAAUUUGUAUCUCCGUGUUACUGAAGGAUAGGAUUGUAGUUGCAGGAGUAAAUCUACAAUAACAUAAUACUGAACAAUUCAUAGAACGGAACCCAACAUUUCCUUGAAAAGAGUGUUUUGAUACUUGACUUCUAAAAAAGUUAGGUAUGAUUUUUUUUCAUCAAAACUUAUAUAUGCAUGUAACUAUAUCAAAUUAGCGGCAUAAAUCAGUGGUAAAAAAAACCGCGGAUGUAUGACUAUGACAGAAGCUAGUCACGUACUUAAUCAUCGACUAUUUUGUUCUUCCGGGAAGUUCUAUACCACCCAAAAAAAUUGUCAUCGAUUAAUACAAGGUUUGAAGGCAUUUUGUGAAGCUUUCUUAAUACAUAGGAGAUAUAAUUUUUACUUAAGGGUAGAAACAGGACGUAUGUUAUUAAAAAAUCGGCAUCUAUUGAUAUCAGGUUUUUGCAUGUUUUUAAAGCUGCAAAUUACACUUCACUUGAACAAACAGAGAUCAGGGAUAAAUUGCAUUCUCAAGCAGUGUCUAAAGGUGACAUGUGCACGAAAAAGUUUGUCACCUUUAAUAAAACAUCCAUUAAGAGCAUUUGCGGUCGUACAUUGAGACGAUAAAGCCCAUAGUAGUACGUCAGUACCGCUCGAUUUACCUUUAAACGAUAUCACAAGAUUUUGAUUUCUAGUCAGACUGUCAAAGCUGUACCUCGAUUUUUCGCUAGCAGAAAUCAAAAUGUCAAAUCACCAAAUACAAAUACAAAAAACUUCUGUCAAGAUAUAAAGCCGAUUUAUUCAAAAAGUUGAUUAAGAAAAAAUAGAUUAGUUGCAGUGCACUGGUCAAUGUCGCCACAGAAUGCAGUUUUACACUGCAUUUGUUCCUGCGCUGACGUGGCCAUUUUUUCCACUGUGAGCAUGUGUGAGUGUAAAUGUUAAAGGGAAUCAGAACAAAUAACCUUUCGACGGAAAGGAAUUAAAGUCGUGUGUCUUCCCUAAACUGUAAGGGUCCGUUUUCUGCUUGAUUAUUUCAUUUUUUGAAACUUUUCUUUCUACUGGAGCACAUGGUAUGUCAAAGAUCCGGCAACUAGACUUUUACGUUUUUCGUCAAGUUUUGCCGCCAUGUUUAAACCACGUCUGUGAGUGCGUGGCUCGCCGGAUCCAACAAGUGUAGAUAACAAGAACAACAGCCUUUGCCAUUAAAUCAAACAAGAGAGAAUUCUUACAUUUUAUGAUGGCUAAUGGAAAGAAACAAAAUGAGGAAACUUGAGUUGGAAGUGUCGUUAAAAAGUGUGAGCAUGUGUGAGUGUAAAUGUUAAAGGGAAUCAGAACAAACAACCUUUCGACGGAAAGGAAUUAAAGUCGUGUGUCUCCCCUAAACUGUAAGGGUCCGUUUUCUGCUUGAUUAUUUCAUUUUUUGAAACUUUUAUUUCUACUGGAGCACAUGAUAUGUCCAAGAUCCGGCAACUAGACUUUUGUGUUUUUCGUCAAGUUUUGCCGCCAUGUUUAAACCACGUCUGUGAGUGCGAGGUUCGCCGGAUUCAACAAGUGUAGAUAACAAGAACAACAGCCUUAGGUAUUAAAUCAAACAAGAGAGAAUUUUUACAUUUUAUGAUGGCUAAUGGAAAGAAACAAAAUGAGGAAAGUUGGGGGUGUCGUAAGGAAGUUAAUUUUGUUCAUCGUAGCGUAGACUGUUCACAGUCCCCUAUUUUCCCGUAAGAUCGUCGAGAUCGAGCGCUUUGCGUUACGGGCUGCCAUCUUGAAUGAGUGUCAACACUUCUUAGAGCUAUAAUCCCCGAAGCUUGCCCCCUCGGUACAUUUGAAAAUCAAGAUGGCCGCCAUUAAUGGUAAGACGCGCUAUAUCUCGACGAUCUCACGGAAAAAUAGGGGACUGUGAACGGUCUAAUCGUAGCGCAGUAUAAUCGUUUUUCGCAAGACGAAAACUGAUUUGUAUUGCAAGAAACAUAACGUGUGGGCAAAGGCCAUUGGAGGGGAGGGUAUGAUCAGAGGUUAUUCUUAAAGAAUUCAAAUCCACUAGGAAAAAUUAGACUCGCCUAUAUUUGACAAAUUGGGCGAGCUGUAAUAUCGAGUAAGUUUUCGCUGCUGUCGCCGUCGUGUUGCUAAAUGAAUAAGUGACCUGUUCUUAACUCUCGCCGUUGUGUUGCUUAAGAGCUCUACUUUCAUUUUUUUUUUCAGAACCUUCAUCAAAACCAACACGAACGUCAACAGCAAAAUCAGUCCCAACACGAACAACAGCACUAAGCCUAAGCUCAAACUUAACAGCAACACCAACCGCAACAGCAGCACUAAGCCUAAGCUCAAACUUAACAGCAACACCAACCGCAACAGCAGCAUUAAGCCUAAGUUCAAACUUAACAGCAACACCAACCGCAACAGAAACACCAACCGAAACACCAACGCCAAUACGAAAACCGGCUCCAAUACCAAAGGCAACAACAAAACCAAAACCAAAAUUGCGCUGCUUUUUGUGCUUUUCGGAAAAUUCUUGGGAGCACUGCGACAAGACAAGUAGGGUGGUUGACUGUCAACCCGGUUUCGAUGAAGCCUGCCUUAAAAUGACACAGUAUGAAUGGGAAGAGAAGAACGGAACCAAGACAGGCAAGGUACUCACUCGCUACAUGAAGCACUGUGGGAAGAGUAAACAGUGUUCCGACACUCAAUGCAAAGAAAUAGGAUGGCAAUGCAUGGUGGAUUGUUGUACAGAAGACUUGUGUAAUUCAAAUGCUGCUGUUUUGACAACAUCAUCACACCAUCACUACAUCGUCACACUCAUUCUGACUGCCGUCGUAGGCCUGGCAGCUGUACCAUAAACAGAGUACUCGCGCACCAUGGUCGUCUACGUGUUUUGUUCUUAUGCACACAAAGCUGGCAUAUAUAUAUACGUCCUAAAACGUUCUUGAAAACUUUACCUCGGGCUAGCAGUUUUGGCUCAUAGCAUCCUUAGGUUUAGAAGAGUGCAACACAAUAGGUUUUAUUUGUUUCAAGCAUAAAGCACAGAAUUCUAAAGAAAACCUACAAUGGAGGACAAAAUUCUUAGGACAAUUAACACGAUCUGCCUUAAUUUUUCCCCCUUUCCCCCUCUCCCCUAAGCAAUGUUGUAGUUUGUGCACCCCUGUAGACUUUACCCUGUCCUAAAAGUGUUUCUUCAUCCCAACAUUGUUUGGAGGGGGGAGGGGAGGGCCAGUCGCGGUAUCCAAGUGGUUAGAAAAGUGUACAUUAUGCUACAUCUGAACAUUUUGAUAAGUUAAGGAUGUGGAAGGAAGGUUUUCCAUAACCGUUCCAAGGAUUUUUGUCCUCCAUUGUAGUUGAACCGUUUUGUUCAGUAGCAUGUCAAGUAAUUUCGAUUCUUUCCAGUGGUUUAAGAGCUGUUAGGUACCCUAUCAAAGAUCCAAAACAGUAAAUAGGAUGCCCUAUUGCAUUUAAGGACCGAAUACCUAAAAAACCACACCCUAUCCGAAAAGCAUAAAUUUGAAAGUGCAGCCCCCGUAUAAAAACGACAUACUCGAACUAUAAUUUUUUCAACAUGAGCAACCAUCCAAAGGUGCUGGUAUUCAUCUCCGAAAAUCUGUUUCUCAACGAAACUGUAACAGUCAAGUCAGUUCCCUCAGGCUUACGGUCUAGAACUGGAAUUUAUCAAGACACUGCAGUUACAUUCAUCUAACCGCUUCGCACCAAACCAACAACUUAUUGGACUGAAAAUAUUCCACUCUUAGUGUUAAUUACUGAUGAAGCUAUUACAAAUAUUCCUAUAAUUCCAGCUACUUUAAUCUUGCAGAAACAAAGACACGCCUCAAACGAAACUGAGUUCCUCUAAGACAACAGUCUUCCUUUCUGGAUUUUCUGGCACAAAAAACCUUCCUCCCCCUCUGUGAAUC